Cladocopium goreaui is the source of this 609-nucleotide messenger RNA. NCBI's taxonomy places the organism in Eukaryota, Dinophyceae, Suessiales, Symbiodiniaceae. The record is from the annotation of a GenBank genome assembly.
AUGCAGCCUGCGCAGGCCGAGCGUCAUGCCAGCAAGGCAAAGGCAAAAGCACACGCAACUUCAAAGGUUCGUAAGGUAAGCAAGAAGAAAGACAACAAGGUUCCAGUUGCAGCUGCUGACUCUCCCAGGCCUAAGGCUAAGGCCGCAGCGAAAGCUAAAGGUAGGGCAAAGGCAAGCGCAGCACGACCAAACCGAGGAGGAGAAGCAGUCGUGGAUGAAAAUCUCCGCUCCCAGGAACAGAUUGACACACUCAUUGGCUUUGCCACUGAGAUUGGCGAUGAUUGGGACUCUGUGACCAACGCUGCAUUCAAAGCAGUUGUGCGCAGUAAGGUCAGUAACCUGUCUUUGUCGCGCCUGAAUAUCUACUGGGCACGUACGACAGCUGGUGCGCAUGUCUUCGAGUUGAGCAAGGAUAUGCACCAUUUCUCCUUCAAUUCUUCGCAUGCUUGCGCACCAUACCGUGUUGCUGUGGCAGCCAAAUGCGCUGAGCUGGCAGCACUUGGCUUGGAAGCGAACUUGCCCGGCUACGAGGGCGAUGGCCAAGAAAUCAUGAAAUUGAAGUACAAUGGUGGCAUUGCGUUGUCCCAGUUGGCUGCUGAUGUUGACUGA